AUGUCUCAACAGCAACCGUCUGGUUGGAAUAACUAUUUUCAUAAAGAUCAAGGUUAUGAUACCACCUAUAACAAUAAUAAUACGCAAGCUAUGCAAGAACCCACGUCAUUGUCAUUUUUUCCACGUAAACAAGAACAAGAAUAUAAUAAUAAUGGAGAAACGCGUGAGGUAAUUAGUGAUGUAGAGAAAGUAGGUCAUAAUAAUCCAGGAGACCCCUCCUUUUGGAAAUCACCAGGAAGCGAACAUAGUCCAGAAGGAAGAGGAGAGGUUGUUAUACCAAGUGCACCACCAGAAUCACCUCGUGGCAAUGUUACCUUUGAAAGAGAAAGGGGAUUGGAAAGCGAUGAAGAACUCGCAAGAAGGUUAUAUAGAGAAGAGCAAGAGCAAUAUAUGAGAUAUAGCCAAGGUUCUAUGAAACCACCUGGUGGGGGAAUUGGAUAUCAACGUCCUGGGGAGGCUGAUAAUUAUUACGCGGCCGUGGGAAAUGGUGGUGAUAGAAGAGAUAGUUCUAAUGUACAAGUAGGUAUGGGGGCGCAAUUACCAACCGAACCGGCUGGACCUAGAUUACAAAAAGCAUACUCGGAUCCGUUGCUAAUUCCAAAGAAAAAAUCAUGGAAACGACCAUACUUUACUUAUAUUGUUACAUUGAUACAAUUGGCUUUAUUGAUUUAUGAAUUUAUAUAUAAUAAACAACAAACUGGUAGCUUGAUUCAGAUCAAUCCAUUUAAUCCAUUAAUUGGACCCUCUGCUUCACCUACACUUAUUCAAUUAGGAGCAAGAUUUGUACCAUGUAUGAAACUUGUACCUUCCCUCGAUAAUAAUACGCCAAUUCUAUGUUCAAAUGAUCCAACUAAAGGAACUUGUACCAUUGAACAAAUUUGUGGUUUUGGAGGGUUCAAGGGAGAUAAACCAAAUCAAUGGUUUAGAUUUAUUACACCAAUCUUUUUACAUGGUGGGGUAGUACACUUCCUGCUUAAUAUGAUCUUUCAAGUGCAAACUGGUAAACAGAUUGAAAUUGAAAUUGGUUGGAUGCGUUAUAGUUUAAUUUAUAUGGCAAGCGGUAUCUUUGGAUUUAUAUUUGGUGGUAAUUUUUCUGAUACCACUACACCAUCCGUUGGUGCGAGUGGCUCUCUAUUCGGCCUUGUUGGUGUAUUAUUUUUGGAUUUGUUUCAAAAUUGGAAAUUAAUUCGUAAUCCAUAUUGUGAAUUAACUAAGAUGGUUAUCAUGAUAAUAAUUACUUUCGCAAUUGGUUUAUUACCGGCUAUUGAUAACUUUUCUCAUAUCGGUGGUUUCGUUAUGGGAAUAGUAAUGGGUUUAAUGUUAAUCCCUACCAAGAAUCAUAAAAAACUAACUUGGAUCUUGAGAAUUGUGGCUAUCCCUAUAGCCGCUUUACUGUUCUUCUUGUUAAUUAGAAAUUUUUACGUCGAAGAUCCUACUAAAACUUGUACUUGGUGUAAAUAUUUGGACUGUUUACCUGUCUCCGAUUGGUGUGAUACUACUGGGUUGAAAAAAUGUUACCGUCACUAA
This is a messenger RNA of Funneliformis mosseae, 1527 nucleotides long. The record is from the annotation of a GenBank genome assembly. NCBI's taxonomy places the organism in Eukaryota, Fungi, Glomeromycota, Glomeromycetes, Glomerales, Glomeraceae.